AUGGGUCCACCUGUGCAGUUUUUCACAAAACAAACAGAUUUCUCCUCAUUCAAAUAUUCUCCAUCCAAAGCAAAUGGCACCUUCCACCGCAGCAAAUCCACUAUGUCUACUGGCACCAUGAAGGAGACGAGUCGGACUCUAUCCACUAGAAAUUCUGGAGGAAGAUAUAUGAGUACCUCCGGUGUUUGGGAAGAGAAAAUCGGUGCCUCCACCUGGCCAAAGAGUCCCAAUGGGAUCAAACCCAGUAAGAGUGACCCUGCCUUGGCUCCACCUUUUUCUCCUGCCACUGGACCUGGCAUGAGAAUAAAAGGACAGAUGGCACAGGGCCAAAGCACCUUUCAAACUCGAACAAACAGACACAGUGUUUCAUCUGUGACUAACGGUAAUGCGAUCAGCAGCCAGUCACGCUGGAUGCCCUCCACCCAGUCUCAAAAUGAGGGCAAGAUGGGUACCAUCAAAAUGGAGAGUAAAUCAAUGAUGAACAUUCAGGACCUGACCCUGAAGGAGGCUGUAGAGUUUUUGGGUAGCAGUGAGGAAAGGUACCAGCAGUGGGGAGCAACCUUCAUCCAACACACCACCUACACCGACGAGUCUGCCAAAUCAGAGGUCCGAGCAACACAGAAGAUUACUGCACAUGCUUAUAGAGAAACACGCACAUGCUCACCGAGCACAGGGUCAGAUGCUGUGAGCCAAAUUUUGGUUAGUAAGUCCAGAGAUCUGAGGCAGUUUGGACCUCUGCUGAAGCCAUCGAACCCGAAGCUUCAGAACACUGCUUUGUCCUUGUUGGGUAACAUGUCUCGGACCGGCAGUUUGCAAGGCACCAUGGCAAAGCAGAUCUUGCCUCAGCUCGGAGAACUCCUGCAGGGUGGGCCCAGUCAGUUGGGGAAUUCUGACGAGUCUAUAGCAGCAGCUUGCAACACAGUGGUACGACUGAUGUCAGCAAACACUGACACCAGCAAGAAGGUCAUCAAUAAUGCCGUUAUUCAGUCGCUAAUUGACCUCAGUGAAGACAAGAAACUUACCAAGGGAAGCAGCGCAGCCUCGCUGCUGCUGUACAGCAUAUGGCAAGACAAGAAUUUGCAAAGCGCUGUGAAAAAGGUAAAUUAG
Neolamprologus brichardi is the source of this 1107-nucleotide messenger RNA. The record is from RefSeq and is a predicted model, not a curated record. Lineage: Eukaryota; Metazoa; Chordata; Actinopteri; Cichliformes; Cichlidae.